This is a messenger RNA of Plodia interpunctella (Indianmeal moth), 3150 nucleotides long. RefSeq lists its product as uncharacterized. The record is from RefSeq and is a predicted model, not a curated record. The transcript is spliced from 3 exons. The coding region runs from base 76 to 1377 and encodes 433 amino acids. Lineage: Eukaryota; Metazoa; Arthropoda; Insecta; Lepidoptera; Pyralidae.
AUCAAAUUCCUCAGAAAAAGCAGGGGAACACGAAGAUUUAGCUACUAAAGCUAACUAAGUAGUUGUGUAUAACCUAUGAAUUUACAAAACAGUGUUGAUAAAUGUUAUCGCGAGUUCAAAACAUGCACGAAUACUUUCUUUUUAUUUGAACCGCCCCAGUUCGUAUCCUAUUGUGUGAAUAUGAAGCGGUUUUUAUAUUCUCUUGUUAUAUUUAAUGUCUGUGGCCUAAAAAUAAAUUUUGGGGAACAUACUAAACUAGGUAUUCUUGACUAUGGUGUAAAUUGGUUGUACAAUAGCAAAACAGAAAAAACAGAUAUUAGAACAAAAUUUUUAGAAGAAAAGAGUGAAAAUAUAAAAAGCAAGAAAAGGAUAACGGCUCUUGAAAGUGAAGCUUCAAAUAAUGUUGAAUAUUUUAACAGUAUACCCCAUCACAAAUAUAGCAAAGGAAUGAAAAAAAUUAAAGAUAUUGAAUAUAUAGAAAACAAUUUUAAAACUAUGGUGAAUAUGGAAGGAGUGAAAUAUGAGUACAAAAGAGACAUGCAUUGGAGGACUUGGAGAGAAGUUACGUAUCCAAAUAAUAGCAGAAUUAUAGUGUGUUAUAGAUGUGAAAAUAUUAUACAUACGAACUGUGAAAAAUGUCAUGGCAGCGGAGCUUGGGCAAUAGAAGAUAAUUUACCAUGCCCAUAUGAAAUCUUCUCGAUUAUUAGCAAAAACGAAGUAUGUGCAAUCAAUUACAAACAAAUAAAUAGAAUACAUGAAAAAUGUCCAGUCAUCAUAAAAUUAUCAGAUUUAAGAGAUUGUAACAAUCCGAUGAUAACUAAAUAUUUAGUGAAGCGAGAUUAUGGAACUGCCUCUGAACGGAAUCGGACAAGUUUGUGUAAAGAGCGGGAAUAUUGUGAAAUCACAACCUUUUAUCAGAUAUCAUCAAAUCGAACAAUUUUUAGCGUAAUCAAUGCGACAAACCACGUGUUUUAUUCAAGGAUAAUGAAAAAUGGCGGGAACAAUUUUAUUUGUGUAGACGAUUGCGGCACUUAUGAUUCAUCCACGAGAAAGAUUUUAAGUAAUGAAAAACCUCUUAUUGUCAAUUUGUUAGACAAAUCUGGCAAAAAUAAGCGGGAAUAUCUAUUGAAAAAAAUCGUUCACAUAAAUGAUUUGAUUAAGUCAUACAAAACAACAGUCAAACCAUUUAAAGUUGGCGUGAAAGUAUUCAAAAAUCCUUAUUACGAAAUGGCGAAAAAGAGAAGGGAAGAAGAAGAUAUAUUUAAGACAAACAAACACGGAGGGAACAACUAUCAAUUGACCACAAUGUCUAGCUGUCAAAAGUUACAAACCACUACGGUAGACGAGUAUGAGUUGCAUGAUUACUUGGAUGCUUGAUAGUCAGACAUCUUUACGUAGCCGCACUAUUGCCAGAGUUCAAUUUAUCCAGUCUAAUUUCCCGAUCGAUCUACAUAUUAAAAUGCCCAAACGGGUGGACAAAAAACUGUCUUAAGGAUUACAAUUGAUAUUUUUGACAAGUUUAUUUGUUAGACAAAUUUAAAAACCCCCGACUUUCAAUAUUCAUUUCUCUACAAAUUUUGAAUGACUGAACCGAUUUUCAUGAAACAUACAUGACUAAUAUUCGGAAUUAAAUUAUGACACAAAAAAUCUAAACGAAAAUCGAUUCAUCCUAUCGGGGCAUAGAUAAAAGAAAUAUUGGUUAGAAGGCUACGAUGCCACAGACAAGACAUGUUAAACUUAUAAAUAACACUCCUCCUUUUGCGUCGGGGGUUAAAAACGAAAAUCAAGACUAAAUGUGGCCUGACUACGUUUAGUCGAGGUCCAUACAAAUAUUGUGAAUGCGAAAGUAUAUAUGUCUGUUCGCUUUCACGGCUAAACUGCUAGAUAGAUUUUAAUGAAACAGCAUGUAGGUAUGCAUGUAGUGACUCCCGUUCAAAUAUAGACUACUUUUUCAAAGAUCAACCCCUAAAUCGCUACAACGGGUGGUGAGAUAAAUAUAUUAGGACAAAUCACACAGACUGAGCUAGCCCCAAAGUAAGUUCGUGACUUGUGUUAUGGGAUACUAACUCAACGAUACUAUAUUUUAUAACAAAUACAUAUAUAGAUAAACAUCCAAGACCGGGGUCAAUCAGAAAAAGAUCAUUUUCCAUCGUGAGCCGACCGGGGAUCGAACCCGGGACCUCUCGGUUCAGAGGCAAGCACUUUACCACCGCGCCACCGAGGUCGGCAAAAGCUGGUUAUUAAUAAAAGAUCAAUAAUUAAUUUCAUAAUUUUUCUUCACUAGCGACCCACAGUCUGAUUCACUUAAGUAUCUGUCUGUUUCACUAACGAAAAAGUUAGGGAUUUCCAUUAAAACACAUUUAUAUUUUACAAUUUCGUGUAUUUCACCUAAACAUUGUAUUUGGUUUCACGUUAUCCCCCUUUUAUACAAAUUUACAACAAAUCGAUUUUUAUCACAGAACAAAUGAAAUAAUUUUACAAUAGACUGAAGUUCGAUGCAAUUUAUUGAAGAAACCUAACUAAUUUUAAUGGUAAAUUUAUGUAACGUGACGUAAUGUGUCUUGUAAAAACGGUAUCAAUUUAUUACAAAUAUUCAAAUUUCACUUGUGUCAUUGCAACUCAAUUUGAAUAUCUCCAUACUAUUCCAUACAAGCGAUACUGUUUUCAAAAGUCACAUCACGUCACGUCACGUGGCAAUGUCGCUUUAUCUUCCGGAAAUUACAAUAUUUAAAAUUUUUAACAAUAGGUAAUUAAUAGAGGCAGUUUAUAUGAAGCUACAUGUAGUACUGAUCAAUCACUUUAUUUUUUACUUUUUUAUGUAAGCUACAAAUAGUGCUAUCUCUUUCAUCUGCAGUCCGACCUCUCUUUCUUACAUUGCAUGGAAUAUGCACAGGUAUAACGUAUAGCCAUCGUAUAGGUUAACUAUAAAUGGAUAUGUCUAUUAAUAUCAUAAUACAGUAGGCGCCGGAAUACCUGUUAAAAUUGAUUAAGUUAUAAGCACUAAUUGUAAUUACUUUGAGACCAUUGUAACACUUGGUUGGCAAAUAAAUAAUAUGAAAAAAAAGGUGAGAGGUCGGGCUACACAUGAAUGAGAUAACAAUAUAUGUACUUUACAUCGAAAAGUUGUGCUGGCUCGAUUACAAAAUCGAU